This is a messenger RNA of Artibeus jamaicensis (Jamaican fruit-eating bat), 4574 nucleotides long. RefSeq names its product pre-mRNA processing factor 38A (gene PRPF38A). Gene Ontology annotation, cellular component: precatalytic spliceosome. NCBI's taxonomy places the organism in Eukaryota, Metazoa, Chordata, Mammalia, Chiroptera, Phyllostomidae. The transcript has 10 exons. The record is from RefSeq and is a predicted model, not a curated record. Bases 190 to 1128 code for a protein of 312 amino acids.
AUCAUUGAUUCUAUCUGCGCCGCCGUUUGCGGAAGGAAGUUCCUUACUCUGCGCCUUUCCGAUUUCAAGAUGGUUGCCUGGUCUGUUUAAGUGAGAUCUCCUUCACCUUUCUCCGUUUGUGUUUGUGUUUAAAAGCUGGAUAUGACGCACUAAAGGACCCGACGGAAAUAGAACUAAAGGGGUUCUAAAAUGGCGAACCGCACGGUGAAGGAUGCACACAGCAUCCACGGCACCAACCCUCAGUAUUUGGUGGAGAAAAUCAUUCGGACUCGAAUCUAUGAAUCCAAGUACUGGAAAGAGGAGUGCUUUGGGUUGACGGCUGAACUUGUAGUCGACAAAGCCAUGGAGUUAAGGUUUGUGGGUGGCGUCUAUGGUGGCAACAUAAAGCCAACACCCUUUCUGUGUUUGACAUUAAAGAUGCUUCAGAUUCAACCGGAGAAGGAUAUCAUUGUUGAGUUUAUAAAAAAUGAAGACUUCAAGUAUGUUCGCAUGUUGGGAGCACUUUACAUGAGACUGACAGGCACUGCAAUUGAUUGCUACAAGUACUUGGAGCCUCUGUACAAUGACUAUAGGAAAAUUAAGAGCCAGAAUCGAAAUGGGGAGUUUGAACUGAUGCACGUAGAUGAGUUCAUUGAUGAACUACUGCACAGUGAGAGAGUCUGUGAUAUCAUUUUGCCCCGGCUACAGAAACGCUAUGUGCUAGAGGAAGCUGAGCAGUUGGAACCUCGGGUUAGCGCUCUAGAAGAGGAUAUGGAUGAUGUGGAGUCCAGUGAAGAGGAGGAAGAGGAAGACGAGAAGUUGGAGAGAGUACCAUCACCUGAUCACCGCCGGAGAAGCUACCGAGACUUGGACAAGCCCCGUCGCUCCCCCACACUGCGCUACAGGAGAAGUAGGAGCCGGUCUCCCAGAAGGCGGAGUCGGUCUCCCAAAAGGAGGAGCCCCUCCCCUCGCCGAGAAAGGCAUCGGAGCAAGAGUCCACGACGUCACCGGAGCAGGUCCCGAGACAGACGGCACAGAUCCCGCUCCAAGUCCCCAGGUCAUCACCGCAGUCACAGACAUAGGAGUCACUCAAAAUCUCCUGAAAGAUCUAAGAAAAGCCACAAGAAGAGCCGGAGAGGGAAUGAGUAAUGGACUCCGUUUGGGUUUGGUCCAAAUGGCCUACUGGAGAUAUGAAAACGUCUCUGUAUGUAGAAUGAUUAAGAUCUAUUCCCAAGGCAGCUAUGAGAAUAUUUUAGUUUUUGAUUUUUUUUUUUUUACCUAAAAGUGUCUCCACAAGAGGUGCUGAAUUUUGUAUCUCUUUUUUAAUACUAUUCCAUGUUUGAGGGAUUAUGCUCCCCAAGAGCUGCUUUUGACCUCUUUGACAACCAACACUGAGGAUUUGAGGAUGUGACCACCUAGUGAUCCUUUUGUUACUAAAUUUCAAGCACCCAUUUUCCAUCAUUCUGUAGUUUAGUUUUUGGUUUGCUUCAUGAUUGGAACUGUUCUGAGAAUCCUAAGAUUUGUGUAGCUAUUGCAUUGAAAGGCAAGUUAGGGUAGGUAUAAGGGGACUAAGUGGUAAUGAAACAAAUAAUAAAAUAAAAUUUCAAAAAGUUAAAAAAAAAAAAAAGAAAGGCAAGUUAGUAGAACGUGUAAGUGCCAAUUUUUUCCCCAGCAGUAGCAAGUGACAGUAAACAUGAGAACUGACUGACUUGCAGCAGCUUUAUAAGGAAAGAAUGCAAAUGUGAGUCUUACGGAUUGUUUAACUCAGAUGCAUUGAACAUUUCAAAGUAAUUUAACACCUUUUAAGAGUAUUCUUUCAAUGUUUCUUCCACACAAACCUUGAAUUCCAGGUUAAGAUGCUUAGCCUUUAUUUUACACGCACUGACAUUAUUCUAGUCUAGGCAGUGGCAGGUCAACAAAAUUGAAAAGAUUUGACAGAGACAAAAGUAAUACCACUCAGAGUUCUGAUCUGAAUUGUUGGAAAACAGUGCUAUUCACAGAGCCAGAAAAUACAGUUGGAAUAUACCGGGUUUUAGAAGGGGCAGUUAGAAUUGUGGUAGUGAGAAUACAUUGCAUUCAGGUCAACUUAGAAGUUAAUUUGAGACAGCUGUGUUAUAUCUAAACAAACCUCAGACAGUUGGAAAUAGGGAAUGGAAUUGAGCAUAGUGAUCUAGCCAUGAAUUGACAAUGUUUAGGUAAUUGUGGAUGUGUAGAAUUGAACAGAUUGCCCAGGGAUUGUGUGUUUAUGUAGGAAAAGCCAAUAACAGUCAUAGGCAAGAGCAACACUGGUAAGAGGAAGAAACGCAGUCACGAUUGAAAACUGAAAUGAACCAUUCAGAAAGAAUGAGAAGUUAGUUGUAAGGAUGCAGAAGCAAAGUAAGGACUAAAGAAUGUCCAUGUGCCUAUGAGCACUGAUAAUCAAAAGGGUGUCAGGAUCCUUGCUAGAAAAAGUUACGUUUACCUGUACGUUACCUUUCCUACUUUAAAAAUGGAAAAGUGAUUGGAUGGCUUUCUAUAUAGCUCUAGUCCCAGCAAAAAUUGUGAAUACCAACAGCCUCACACAGGAUGGAUCCAGUUUCUUGGGAAGCUGUAUAUGGCCACAGGAUUUACAUUCUAUUGCUUGCUUGACCUGAGGGACUUUUGCAGCAAUACUGACCUAUUUAGGUAUCAUGCUGUGAUUUCAGAUUUUCCAGUGAUUCUACUCCUGAUAAUACUUUGGCUAAUAAAAGUUGUCCACCAGAGCUACUGCGGUUUAUCGUACCACUAUAUGUGACUGUCUUUAAAAAUUAAGUAUAAGCACCUCUAUUUGCAUCUGUUACAGAGUCCCAGCAGCUAUUUCUUACCAAUGAUUUAAGUAGAAAGGAAUGUCUUGGCUACAUAACCUGUGAAGCAACCAAGUCAUCCAGUGUAUUAUUAAAAUAUUUAAAGUUCACUUUAAAAUGAAAAUUUUUCAUUGUCUUUAAAAAAACCACAAUUUUUAGAAACAAAAUAAACCUCCCCAAACAUAAAAUUAAAGCAUACUUAUUAGGCAUAUGGUGAAAUCUGGACCAAAUUGGGGCAGCAAGCCAAUCUGUAGUAGGAAGCAGACCGUCCCUAUCCUCUUGUUGGUGCAAAGACAACAGUUGGUGGAUGUGAUGAACAUCAAUCUGUAGAUAGUUUUGAUAAAUUUGCAGAUCAAAUAUGAUAGAUUUGCAGAAGAGAUGGAGCUUGCUGAAGGCCCAUUUCUGUCAUCUAUCUACUAGUUAGACUAGUAAAUGAGGCCUUGAAACUGUAACUUUAUGGCUUUACCUCUGGCCUAUAAAACAUUUUUUGCAUCUUAUCAGGAAAAAAUUCUUAUACCAUAGACAAAAUACAUUCUGGUGUUUUCUAUAUAGUAACAGUUUUUAAUGUUGGGUGCAGACAACUAAAUUGAAUUUACUUCACACAAUUUGAAUUAUACUGCCUUAAAAGCUUUGCCAUUGGGCACAGUGACUUGUCAAUACUAAAAAAUGAAGGGAAAAGAUUGUUCUGAGAGGCUUAUGACAUAACAAUCUAAGUCAAGUCUCAUUCCUCCUAGCCCUUUUAUAUUAUUUUCAGCAGACCUAAAUUUAAAUAAGCAUUAAUCAGAAAACGAAGAUCACAAGUGCUGGCCACCCUUCAAAAACUUAAGGUAACAAUUUCUCCACACACUCAGAAACCAUAUAACAAAAUGAUCUGUUUCAGAAAAUGCAAAUAUAAAAACUAAGAGAUUAAAAGAGAUGGAAAAUUAGCUUGGCAGAGUAUAAAAUGAAGAUGUGAAAAACUGGAAAAAUGAAACCUUAGAAAACAAAAUGUAAAUAAGGCAUUGAGAAAAUAGGCUGGAGAAAAUUAAAAAUGUAGAAUAAUAAAAGCUGAAGAUAAAACAAAACCCUGCAUGUGCAUAACUGGCAUUCCUGAUGAGAACUGUUAGCAGAUCAAACUUAAAAAUUCAAAUAGAAAAACAUCCUGAAAUAAUUAAAAACAGCCUAUCAAGAAAUACCCUGAUAAGUUUGAGAAUAUCAAAUCAUGCAUAGUGAGGAAAAAAUCAAAGUCUCAGAUCUUACAUCAUACUUCAUGUGGCAAUGACAGUGCCAGGAAUUUUAUACCCAACCCAAGUUGUCUUUAAAAUACAAAGGGAGUGGUCAUUCUUAAGGAUGCAAGAAAUGAAUCAAAGUAAGGACCCAGGAAAAAAGCAGUAAAAGGAGUGGUAGUGAACAUCUUAGAAACUUUCAAUAAAUAUUGAGAAAUUAUUUUAAGAUCAAGUUAUGUAUUUGAACAUUUGUUUAUAUAGGAAUAAUACUGCCAGGAAGGAGAGACACUGUACUAGUUUCAUUUCUCAUAAUAGGAGUCAUAUAUACUGUCUAAUUAAAGUAACUAUCCUCAAUUUUCAGAGGAAACUUAGAACUACAUUCUCAUAGAAAAUUUUAAAGUGGAGCAUUUUGCCACCUUUAUACUCUUGUUAAAUCCAAGUAAAAUUAAUUUGCUAUAUUUACUCAGUACAGCAUAGGAGCCCGGUUUUUUUUUUGUAAAACUAUACAUGUGUCUAUGUUUAAGAGAGAUGGCUGGAAUGAAUAAAAUCCUCCAGAUAAUAGUAUUUA